Durusdinium trenchii is the source of this 202-nucleotide messenger RNA. NCBI's taxonomy places the organism in Eukaryota, Dinophyceae, Suessiales, Symbiodiniaceae. The record is from the annotation of a GenBank genome assembly.
GCGUCGUCGCCCACACGGCGGGCGUCGGUGUUGUCGAGGCCAUGGAGAGACGAGGGGAGGGCGAGGGCCGGGGCGGAGGUUUUCUUCAUGGUGCCUAUGACAAAAGCGACUGGGUGGACAAGGGGACCAACUCGGUGGCCGAAUGGACGAAGGCCGUGCAAGCGGCGUGCAAGGCGCGCGCGUGGGGAGAACGCGGCUUUAA